AACCAAUCAGAGCAGAGAAGGAAAGACCAUACUGCAGAAAGUUGCGGAGCAACAUCAACGCCUUCUCAUUACUCCGCACUCAGACUCUUUGAAAUACGUAGCCUACACUGUCAAGUUGAUCAGCGGUGCGGAGCUCUCUUAGAGAACCAGAGACGAGUGUUGAAGAGCAUUCCUAACGCAUUCAGAAAUGUUGGCUUGUACGGAGAUGAUCACUAUGUGCCUGCAGUCGGCGAAACAGAAGCAUCUUCGGGCGCAGCAGCAGCAGCAGCAGCCGCAACUGCAUAACCUUGUACAUGGACUUCCAAUAUUUCACGAUAUUUUCCGCCGUGCUGACAAAAACGACGACGGGAAGCUGUCGUUUGAUGAGUUCAAUGCUUACUUCGCUGACGGGGUGCUCACCACCGAGGAGCUACAGGAGCUGUUCUAUUCCAUAGAUGGCCGACAGAACAACAACCUAGACACUGACAAGCUAUCAGAUUAUUUCUCUCAGCACUUGGGGGAGUACCUGAAUGUCCUCUCUGCUUUAGACAACCUGAACAUUGCCAUUCUGAAGGCAAUGGACAAAACUAAAGAGGAGUACCAGGGUUCCAGCGUGCUGGGUCAGUUUGUGACCAGGUUCAUGCUGAGGGAGACCUCCAGCCAGCUGCAGUCUCUCCAAAGGUCCCUGCAGUGCGCCAUGGAGGCCGUGGAGGAGCAGAGCAGCCCCGCCCCGAGGGAGGUGAAAGCGACAGAGCAGUACACCGGAGAGAGGAACAGCAGGAGGUGUGGCCGCAGGCUCCAGAAAAAACUUUGUCUGUCCCCGACGGAGCCCCGCUCAGGCGCCUUCACCACAGGAGUAACCAUGGACACGGAGGAUAAUUGGUGUUCCCAGGUCAACCGGCUGCAGCAACUUCUUGAUAAGCUGGAGUGUCAGAGUCCUAAAUUGGAACCCCUGAAGGAGGAUUCCUUGGCCAGUACAUACAAAUCGAACAUCCUGCUCGUCCAGAGGCAGAUGGCCGUGAUGGAGGAGGAUCUGGAGGACUUCCAGAAGGUUCUCAAGAGCUAUGUGGACGCCACCUCCACCCAGGACGACAACCUACAUGUGUCUCUCCAGAAGAUCCCAGGGAAGUUGUGCUACAUAAUGUAUGAGUUCUGGCAGGAUCGUCUCUCCUGGAUGAGCUACCUGCAGUCGAAUGCUAGUAAGAAUUUCCAGCGUUGUGUCAUUGAUAUGCUCGAGGAUCCUGAAGUUGUGUCCACCAUGGUGCUCCCAGCAUCCUGGUGGAUUAUGACAAACAACAACUAAGAAGGGAACACAGGCGGUUAUGUCUCCUGCCCAUUCACACACACACACACACACACACACACACACACACACACACGCAAACCAAGACCAUGAUUCUAAAGGCCUCCAUGUCUUUCUGUUCAAAGCGCGAAGAGAGAAAAUGUUGGCGAGCACACAGCAUCAAGGUGCAUCUCUUCAUAUUCCACUGCCUCUGACUAGUCAUUAAUGUGCUGUUCAUUUCAAAAGAGGGAGAGAUUUGGGGUUAUUUGCAACACUGGGCAUGUACAAACAUAAAAGUGAUUCUAUGCCAUGCAAAAGCCGAUAAUAAUGCUUUUGAAGCUUUCUCUUUGAUACAGUGCUGCAGUAUCACAAGACUAGAUUAAACGGAUUAUCCUAGGGGGGCUACUUUAGUGCAUUGAAACCGAAUAAACUCUUUAAACGCCUUGUUUACUGUCUCGGAUGACAAUUAAGUAGAAUCAGUGGGGUUAGCAGUCUCCUAUGCAUGCUGAACAACCUUUACCAAGACUCAGAGAUAGUUGCUUUGCAUUCUGGCUGCUUGGUGUUUUUAUUUUCUUAAAGGAGACUAUUGUGUGACGUGUUUAGAAUGACAAACAGUUGUAGAGAUUAGUGAUGAUACACCUCACUGCUUCAGGAGAUAAGGAGUUCCAUUCCAACCUUCUAUUAUUAGGGUUCUCCGGUGGCGGUUUGUUUGCAUCACCCCACCCAUGAAUGUACUGUACAUGUGAUUUUACUCAACAUGUAGCUUAAACUUCGACCUGGAACCAAUUCUUGGAGAAGGACUGAUCCUUUGGAUCUGGGCUUUGUUUAUCAAUGGUCAACUCCAUUUGUAGAUACUGUUUAAGGGGCCCAGACAUGUUCGUAUUCGUUUUCAUAUGUAGUUUUAAUUGUGCCGUUUUAAGAGAAAGCAUUGUAUUACCUCCAUGUAAACAUCAAAUAAACUUUAAUAAAAGUCUAUGAGA
Osmerus eperlanus (European smelt) is the source of this 2241-nucleotide messenger RNA. RefSeq names its product N-terminal EF-hand calcium binding protein 3 (gene necab3). Gene Ontology annotation, molecular function: calcium ion binding. The record is from RefSeq and is a predicted model, not a curated record. NCBI's taxonomy places the organism in Eukaryota, Metazoa, Chordata, Actinopteri, Osmeriformes, Osmeridae. Bases 188 to 1282 code for a protein of 364 amino acids. The transcript is spliced from 13 exons. Gene Ontology annotation, cellular component: cytoplasm; Golgi cis cisterna; endoplasmic reticulum. Gene Ontology annotation, biological process: regulation of amyloid precursor protein biosynthetic process.